AUGAUAAGCAUUCAACCCCAGGAAAAGAUAUACCGCGCUGCUGCGGACAGACUGAAUGUCCAUAUUGUCGGAGCUGGGCUAGGAGGACUUGGAGCAGCCAUUGCCAUCCUACUCGCCGGCCACAAUGUGACGGUGCUCGAAGCAGCCUCGGCUAUCGGCGAGGUCGGCGCAGGAAUCCAAGUCCUCCCCAAUGCCGCCCGGGUUCUCCAGUCAUGGGGCGUCGAGAAAGCGCUGGAAAAGUUGGCGACAAAGCCUCGCAAGUGCAACUUCCUAGGCUGGAAGGGAAAUUUGCUCGGCGAGAUGGACUACCACGACUACUCCGCCGCGGCCGGCGGAUAUCCGUUCUGGGAUUUCCACAGGGCAAACCUGCACAAGGUUCUCCUCGACCGUGCCAAGGAGCUCGGUGCCAAGAUUGUCACGGGUGCCAGGGUCAAUGACUAUUCAGUAUCAGCCGACGGCUUGCUAUGUUCCCUGAUCAUGGCUGACGGCUCCAGGAUCGACUCGGACCUCGUCGUCGGCGCAGACGGUAUCAACUCGACGCUGCGGGAGAGACUCCUCGAGAAGCCCGACCCCCCGCAGUUGACAGGGGACUUGGCCUACAGGCUCCUCCUCCCUGCAUCGGAGAUGCUCAAGGACCCGGAUCUUCGGCCCUUCAUCGAAGAUCCCCAGGUCAACUACUGGGUCGGCCCGGACAAGCACGCCGUCAACUACGUUCUCAAGGGUGGCGAGCUGUUCAACAUGGUGCUUCUCGUGCCGGACGACAUGCCCGCCGAUGGGGGCAACACGCUCGCUGGCGACAUCGAAGAGAUGCGAAACCACUUUGCCGACUGGGAUCCCCGUCUGGGCAAGAUGAUGCAGAUGUGCGACUCGGUCCUGAAAUGGCGGUUGUGCAUCCGCCCCGGCCUCGAUCCGACGUGGUCCCACCCGUCCGGGUCAUUGACCAUGCUCGGGGAUGCCGUCCACGCCACCCUCCCAUACCUUGCCAGCGGGGCCGGCAUGGCCCUCGAGGACGCAGGCGUUCUCGGCAUAUGCCUUGCCAAGGUGAACAAGGGCUCUGUGCCCAGCAAGAAGCUGGCGCUCGAGGUGUAUGAGGCUAGCCGCAGGGAGCGCACGGAAAAGGUGGUGCAGCGUGGCACGUACAACCAGUGGAUUUACCAUCUCCACGAUGGCCCGGAGCAGGUGGAGCGUGAUGAGCGGUUCAAGAAGUACAACGAGUCUGAUAGAGUUUGGCUUUCGCAGGAGAAUGCGACGCUCCCCAAGUCCCCCGAGACAGGCGACGAUCCGUUCCCCUGGAGGUACAACGGUGUCGGAAGGUGGCUUUUGACAUACGACAUGUGGGAAGAUGUGGCAGCAAAAUGGACCUCUGUGGCUAGCAAGCAGAAGGAUGGCCAGAAUGUCAUCACUGAGCGAGCUAGUCUCUAG
Molecule: messenger RNA, 1422 nt
Organism: Geosmithia morbida
Lineage: Eukaryota; Fungi; Ascomycota; Sordariomycetes; Hypocreales; Bionectriaceae
Product: salicylate hydroxylase
Exons: 2
Coding region: 1-1422 (473 amino acids)
Biological process (GO): secondary metabolite biosynthetic process
Molecular function (GO): FAD binding; monooxygenase activity
Source: RefSeq, a predicted model, not a curated record